ACCCACCUUCUCCGUCUCCUUCACACCCCCCCCCCCACCCUCAGCUACGCCUCCACACAUCGAAGGUAAGAUUUGUAGAGUGCAGGCGCUGGGAGCAAAGCUUGUCUGGGCAGCAAGGUAUGGAGACAGGAUUCACCUGUCCGCCUGUCACUGGAAGGAGCUCCUCCUGCCAUCGGGGACUGGAGAACGCAAUGGCACCCGCUGCGGCCAGAGCAAGGUAGCAAUGGCCCCAGUCUCUUGUAUGGAGGGGAAGUCUCAUCCAGACUGAGGAGGAGGGAAGAGCGCAGACCAGUAUGAGAGUGAAGCUGAGCGUGCUGGACCUCUGUCACACCGUGCUGUGCAUCGGAUUGAUGCUCUGCGGAGAAGGUGGGGUGUCGUCUGUGCUGGCUCUCGGUGCUAGUAUCAUCUGCCGGAAAAUGCCGGGCUUAUCACCGAGACAGAGAAACAUCUGUGAGGCCCGUCCAGACGCCAUGAUCGCCAUCGGCACCGGCGCUCGUCUGGGCACUGAGGAAUGCCGCUACCAGUUCCAGCACAGCCGGUGGAACUGCACCUCCCUGGGGGAACCGAGUCUCUUUGGACCAGAGCUAAAAGUGGGCAGUCGAGAAACCGCCUUCUAUUACGCCAUCCUGUCGGCCGGCAUCGCCCACACCAUCACCAACGCCUGCAGCCACGGCAACCUGACCAACUGCGGCUGCGACCGGGACAAGCACGGGCACCACGACCCCGAGAAGGGAUGGCGAUGGGGCGGGUGCUCCGCCGACGUGAAGCACGGCAUGCGCCUGUCCCGCGAGUUCCUGGACGCCCGGGAGGUGAAGCGCAACGCCCGCACCUUGAUGAACCUGCACAACAACCUGGUGGGGAGAAAGAUCUUAGAGAAGAGCGUCCGCCUGGAGUGCAAGUGUCACGGGGUUUCGGGCUCGUGCACGGUGAAGACUUGCUGGGUCACCUUGCCUCAUUUCCGAGAGAUGGGCUACAUGCUGAAGGAGCGCUACAAGGAGGCGGUGAUGGUGGAGGCCGUCAGAGGGAGGCGCCAGCAGCUGCCCACCUUCCUGAAGCUGAAGAACCCCCAGAGCUACGCCAAGCCGGCCGAGACGGACCUGGUCUACGUGGACGGCUCCCCCAACUUCUGCGAGAGGGACGACGCCACGGGGAGCGCGGGCACCUACGGGCGCCUGUGCAACCGCACGUCCGACAGCUGCGAGCUCCUGUGCUGCGGCCGCGGGUACAAGACCUUCCAGUACACCCACACGUGGCAGUGCCACUGCAAGUUCCACUGGUGUUGCCACGUGACGUGCAGCACGUGCAGCGAAAGGACGCAAGCCUAUACGUGCAAUUAGAAUGUUACGGACGGUGGUGUUGGGUGGGAUUGGUGGACGAUCGUGGGAUUUGCCGAUUGGCGGGGCAGAAUCUGAGCGGCUUUUCUAUGCCGCCUUUUCUUGAUGGUAUUACACGACGUAGACUUCCUUCUCUCGAGGGAUCCGCCCCCAUUCUGUCUAGCCCCACCCCGGAACUGAUGACAUCACUACGCC
Messenger RNA from Rana temporaria (common frog), 1529 nucleotides. RefSeq names its product protein Wnt-7b-like. Lineage: Eukaryota; Metazoa; Chordata; Amphibia; Anura; Ranidae. The coding region runs from base 294 to 1337 and encodes 347 amino acids. The record is from RefSeq and is a predicted model, not a curated record. Gene Ontology annotation, biological process: canonical Wnt signaling pathway; multicellular organism development; positive regulation of JNK cascade. Gene Ontology annotation, molecular function: frizzled binding; cytokine activity. The transcript is spliced from 5 exons. Gene Ontology annotation, cellular component: extracellular region.